This is a messenger RNA of Drosophila albomicans, 5292 nucleotides long. RefSeq names its product ras-like protein family member 10B. NCBI's taxonomy places the organism in Eukaryota, Metazoa, Arthropoda, Insecta, Diptera, Drosophilidae. The transcript is spliced from 8 exons. Gene Ontology annotation, molecular function: GTPase activity; GTP binding. The record is from RefSeq and is a predicted model, not a curated record.
UCCAUCGACGUGACAUGAACAGGCAGCAGCAUCCGAAUCCGCAUUCGCAGCCGCAGCCCUUGUUGCUACCGUUGAACUGAACUCGCAAAACGUGCGCGCGUAUGCGUGUGUGUACGGACUAAAAGUGAGAUAAACACAUGAAAAAACAUCGUGUAACAACAACCACAGCAGUUAUAAAACGACGUGCAACCUUUGACCCAACGAACAUCCGCCAAAAAAACAAAAACAAAAACAAAAACUCGCAUGCCAAGUGGCAGCAGCUGCGUUGUCACGUUUUGUUUUGUUAUUUAACCAUUAAAAAAAGGAUAUUAUGUUGCUGCCAACAUGAGCAGCGUCGACACCACCAACAACUGUAAACAGCACAAAGCAACAAAUUUCAACAACGACAACAACAACAACAAAAAGCAAAGCGAACGCGCAGCAUAAAAACAUAAACGUAAAAAAAACGAGAAGAAGAGAGGAGAGAGAGAUAGAGAGAAAGAAACAAAAACAACAGCCAAAUUCAUAAUGAUGAUGGAUUAACUGUUUUGUUGCAAACUGUGGCAAGUGCGGCAAGUGUGGAUUGAAAGGAGACCAACAGCGGAAACUAAAGUCACAACAGCAAAGGCAACAUCAUCGGCAACGACAGCAGCUGUGGUGCAAGUGGCAACUGGCAACUGAAAACUGGCAUCUGACAGUGGCAAAGCAGCAAAUGGCAAGAGCUCUGAGAGCAGAAGUCUCUUUUUAGACAACGACGAAUCAAAAACUCUUAUUAUGCCUUGUUUUAUUCAACAAAAACAACAACAACAACAACCACCACAAGAACAACUACAACGUGAAAUCCACCAUUAAUUAUUGCAAUAAUAAAAUCCAUUUUACCUGGAAUUUCUUCUCCACAUUUCUAUAUCGUUAAAUCUGUCAAGCUGGCGUCGUUAAAGAGAAAUAACAAUAAUAUAAGCAAUUACAAUAAUAAUAUAAUGUGGAGUAGUACAAUAUCGCCAACCAACUCUAAGAAACUAUUAAUCGGUAGCACACGAAGCGUUGAUUAUGUCGGUGAUAGUGCGAAAACAACAACAACAACAACAAUACCAACAGCAGCCAAUAUUAAAACAACGGGAACUGGAGCAGGAGCAGGCACAGGAGCAGCAACCAAAGGAGCAACGGCCAAAGGACAACAAAAAGGAGCAGCAAACACAACCACAGCGAAUAGCACAACAAAAAUCUCAAUUGAAAUGGAGCUACAUAUACAAAACAAGUGCAUCUCGGCAUAGCGUAUCACUCUGGAGGGUGGUGCAGAGCCGCCAUGGCUGCAGGGCCCCCUUAAAGCUGCAUUUUUGGGGGCUACUGGCGUCGGCAAAACAAGCAUAUUACAGCAAUUUUUUUACCAUGACUUCCCAAAGACUCAUCAGACGACAACGCAUCGGAAAAUCUAUAAAAACUGUUUGGUCUGCGAUACAUGCAUACGGGAGCUGAUGGUACUGGACGUUCCACCCCAGAAGCGAUUUCCGGCUGAUAACUUUGCUGAAUGGAAUAAUGGACAUCCGCUGGGGUUGCGAACGGUGCACGCCUAUGUUCUAGUCUACGACAUGGGCAAUUUGGAAACGUUUCAGUACUGCCGCUCCAUAAGAGAUCAAAUAUUGGACAGUUUCAGUCAUCGUGAUUUUAGCAUAAUUGUGGUUGGCAAUAAAUUUGACAAUGUGACUGAGGCGCAGGCCAACUCGCAGGAACUCAAGGACAUUUCCACGCUUGUGCGUAAACAUUGGCGUUGUGGAUAUGUGGAGUGCUCGGCGCAAUACAACUAUAAAAUCGGAGACGUUUUUCGUGAGCUAAUGGGAUGCAGUAGCGGAGGCGUCACUGGGACGACGGGUGGAGGAGGUCUCGUUGGCACUGAGUUCUCACAAUCAACUAGGAAUAAAGGACGCUGUACAAUACUCUAGCAAAUGCUGCAUAAGUUUUUAAAGCAAACAUUUUGAUCUCUCGCGCGCAGACAGCAGAAGCAGAAGAAGAAGAAGAAGACGAUGGGGAGCAUCGCUGGCAAACAUUUUCAGUUGUUCAGUUGUUCAGCUGUUGAACUGGGACAAUGGGGCGUAUGCGUAUUCUCCAUAGAAAAUAACAACGGCAACAAUGUUGUAUCCCCUGCGAACGCUUGCUGAUGCAUAUUUUAGCAUAUACUUGUACUUAUAAGUAUACAUGCAUACACACAUACACACAACACACACGUACAUACAUACUAUUACAUAUUAUAUUUAGUAGUCGACACACUUUGCUGGUUGGCUCUCAGACCUUUUAUCUACUACCGCUCGCUGCUUCUUAUUCUCACUCGCAUUCGCAUUCUCAUUCUCUAUUCGCCUUCGUCUCCAUCUUUGUCUCCCUUGUUGGUCAUUUUCGUUUGCUGCUUUUGUUUGGCAUUAUUAGAACAUUUAGCUCGUCGCUUUCUUUGAGCCAUUGCACAGCAGACGACACACACAGCUGCAACAUUUUUUGGCUAGCAGCUAACUUUUUAUGUAUUCGCAUUCGCAUUUGCAAUUCAAUGCCUCAAAAAGCUGCUCAACGCUGCAGCUAUGAAUAUGCAAAGACAACAGCAAGUUAAAUGAAGAAAAUGCAUAAGACAUUUUCAACAAUGCUGCCAAUGGAACAUUUUUAAUUUUUUUUCUAUUUACAUUUGUCGUUUUUCGAGUUCGUUUUCGUUUUUUAUUUGUAAGUAAUAGGCAAUUAAUCCCACCAUAAUUUACAAUACAUUUUAUGAAUGAACAAAUAAACUUGUUAUUAACAAACAUAGAGAAACAAAAACCAAAUUCCAUUAGUAUUUACGGUAUAACGGUACUUAUACGGUAGCUAUCUUUAAGAGAUAAUCUAGAUAUAUAUACAUACAUAUAUAAAAGAUUCAUUAACGUUGUGAUCAUUUCAAGAAUUAGUUGUUAAGCAGGUGUGACGCAAUCGGAUCGCCAGUUGAGGUCAAGUAAAAUUAUAUAGCCCUUUAAUGGUUACGAAGUAUAUGAUACCUAUUUUUAAGCUUAGCCAGAAAGAAGAUAGAAGGGCUCGACAAAUAAACGACAACUAAUGAGUAAUGCAAUGAUGCUGUGGAAAUUGUUUAAACGCAGCAAUCCAUUCAAGAAAAACUGCCCAAAAGCCUGAAUUAUCAACUAAAUAAUACUUUGGAAGAACGUUGAAACUUUAAUUUCUUUUUAAUCGUAGGCCACAAUAGAAAAUUCUUAGAUAACAAACUGGAAUUGUUGCUUUUAAACAAUUUCUAUGCCAUACAAAUCGGGAUAACGAAUAUAUUGCAUUAAAUAAAGCCUUAAAACAAUGCAACCCCAGAUGUUAUUCAUAAUAAUUAAAAUGAAAAUGGAUUAACAUUAUAGUUAAGAGAAUUAUUUGAGUAAGCGCACAAAAAUAAAAACAAUUGUGUUAUUAUUUUUAGUGUUCUUUGAAAAUAUUGAACAAACAAAUACAACAAAAAUACUUUUUAUCCAAAUUCGGAUUUGCAUAAUUUGUAGAGUUGAAGAAAAACACCUAGACUAGAGACUAGAUCAUUAGAUAUGUGACAUACAGACAGAUAUGUUUCCAUAGUAAAAUGCUGACGUACACACUUUAAAUAGAACUUAACAAUACUUUUACACUAUUUUCACAACAAAAACAACAACAACAACAAAUCUACGUAACUCUAUACCGAACUCUUUCUUUACCUCAAACAACACUCGAAAGAUAAGCAAUCAAGUCUGACUUUGUACAUAGAGAUUUCAAGAACUUUACUAAACUGCAAAGCUCUAAAAAUAAACACGUAUGUAUAAUCAACAAGAACAACAGCAACAACAACAGCAAUAUGUGUAUAUUUAUGAACAAGAAAAUCAUCAUAAACAUUCCUAGACAUACAUAUGCUAUAGACAACUGGGCUGACUGCCAAUAUUCAAGUUGAGUGCUCAGAUUAGGUCUCGCGGUUAAUCAAACUAAUUAAAUCGGCAUUCAUUACAAUUUCUCAAGUGGAAACGUAAAUUUUUGGAAUUUAUUAAAGGGUAAAUAAAAUGCAUAGGCAAUAAUAAUAAUUCAAUUAAAAAUCGCAAGAAUAUUUAAUAUACACAUUAUACAUACAAAAAUAUAUAUUGUUGAACAUAACAUUAAAUAUCAAAUUGUAGCCAUGGGGCUUUGAUAACAAUAUACUUAAUCAUAAUAAUAAUAAAGACGGAAAUAUAAAUAUAGAAAUUUUAGAAAUGUGCAGCCAAAUUUGUUGACUUGUUGAUGAAGUGUGUUCAUUAGAUUCAAAAAAAAAAAAAACAACAAAAAACAAAAGAUGAAAUUUCAUAAUUCAAAAACAAAAGCAAAUUAACUCUCAAAAUGCUGAAAGUCUUAUUUCCAUUGUUCACAAGUAAAAACUAGAAUACGCUGACAUCGCGAUGUAUGAAAGCAUACAUUAAUACAUACAUACAUUCGUACAUUCUUACAUACACACACACAUAUAUGCUGUAUUUGUAUUGUAUAUAUGUAUUAGAGACUACGUGUAUAUGUGUUUUGUUCGAGUUUUCUUUUAUGAUUUUGAACAUUUACGGAUUCGUCAAAAUGGCUGUUAAUUUUUGGAAAAAAGAAAAGAAUAAUUAAAUAAUGCUAAAUGCUCAAAACAAUACACAAUAAAAAAAAACACAAAAUAAAUUAAACGAAACACAAAAUUUGCUGUUGAAUUAUAUUUAAGCAACGCGUUGCCUGCAACAGUAAAACUAAAAUAAAUAAUAUAUUUGUAGUUAUGUAUUUGAAAAGUAAACAAAAGUAUUUAUAAAUCAAAUGCAAUAUGCUUCAACCGCUUAUUGUUUGUUCAUCGCGUUACAACAACAAAAAUGGGAUUAUUCAAAACAUUAAGAUAAAGUAACAGCAAUUAACCUUAAGAACGUACUUAUUAUAGUAUAAAUACAUAAAUAUACAUACAUAAUAUAGAUGAUCUCUUUUUUUAAAAUGAAAAGCAAACAGCGCAAGUGCAAUAGUGAAAAGAACAUAUUAAGUAUACGUACAGAUGUACUUAUUAUUGAUAUUGACAUGAGCUACCCCACAUUAAAAUGAGAACAAAACAACACCGCAACUAACUAUUAAGCAAUGCAAAACGAAGCCUCAACAUUAAUGAAAUCAUUAUACUAGUACUUAUACUAAUUAGUGUAUGUACUCAUAUAACAUUAUUGUGCCACAUAUGUAUAUUGUGUACGAACAUUGGGCAAUCUGUUUGCGCAAUCCAACACACAAAAGUAUGUAACGACUAAUCCGUUAGCCAUGUAGAGAAUGUUUUUGGAAAACCCGCAAGCAACAGUAAUAAAUGAAAAUAAUAGAAUAAAG